UACUCGAUUCUUUGCAUGGUUUUCAAGGGAUGGCGACGACUGACUCUCCUACACAGAGUCGCCUGCCCACCAACCCUGCUUUGGCAUUGUCACUCGAGUCCGCGAAAGCUGAGCAGCUGGUUCAGCAAAUCAACAAGGAAACGAAUGGGACGGAUUCAUCCUCACUGACCCCAAAGUCACCCAAAAGCCCAAUCCACCGUAUAAGUGCGCCGGGCAGUGUUCAGGCACUUGCUGUUGACGAUGAUGUCCUGUUCGCCGGCGUGCAAGGUGGCAGUAUCACUGUGUGGUCUCUCGAAGCCUACGAGCUGCUGGCCACUGUACCAGCACACAAAGAAAGUGUCCUGAGCCUUACUCUUUCAGAGGACAAAUCACUGCUAUUCUCCACGGGUGCCGACUCCAUUGUCAAUGUGUGGUCGGCGCAAACCCUCCAAAGGCUGUACUCACUCUACUCUCAUUUCGAAAUAGGCGAUGUAUUUUGUGUUGCUCAUUCUAUCAAGAAACAGACCCUGUUCUGGGGAGCUCAAAAUGCAAGCAUCCAUUGGCACAAGAUCAGCACAGAGGCUGGAGUCACGUCGCCCAGUCUGACUUUCACACCUGGUUCUCGGAAACAUCGAUUCUUCGAUUCUUUGGGUCCUGGAGGCGCAGCUAAUGUCAUCUCCGACGAAGAUGGCGCAUCGGUCACUUUGAACAAUCAAGGAGGCCGGAUCUUGACUGUUCCUGGUCGAAACUAUCUACCUUAUGCUCACAAGAGCUACAUAUACAGCAUGAUGGUCAUCAAAGGCUUAUAUAACCAUGGCAAAGACGAGGAGAUCCUCAUCACAGGCGGUGGGGACGGCACAAUCAAGCUGUGGUCGAUUGAUGCAUUAUCGUCGAAAGGAGUCUCACAGCUCACAAAGUUCAAGAACCCGGGGUCAAAUGUCUUAAGCCUCUCAUUCCGCGGCUCCUUCCUCUACGCCGGUCUUUCGGAUGGGAUAGCUAACGUCUACAACCUUGCCUCGAAUCAAUUGGUCCAGAGACUGAACGUCCAACACGGAGAUGUGAGUCAAAUUCUGGUGAACAAUAACAGCAUCUUGUGCGGAACCAGUAAAGGAUGGGUCAAGCGUUACAAUGACCACUUCAAAGAGACGGAGUCCUGGCAGGCUGCGGACGGAAAGAUCCUGGCAAUGAGUCUUACUACAACUCCUGACCACGAUAUUCUGGUAACCGGUGGCAAUAAUCGUCUGAUCUCUUUUUGGAAUGCCGAAGCUCAACAUCAUGCGUCGAUAGCGUCUUCCGUACGAAACAACGAUGAACUCAUCAAUGCCCUGCGCGAGUUCGUCGGCUACCGCACCGUCGCUUCUAAUCCUUCUUGUGUCCGCGAUUGCCACGACGCCAUUACCUUCCUCCGCAAACAAUGCAAUGCCUUCGGUGCGACCACAACCAUCAUGUCAGCCCAAGAAGGAGUGAAUCCAAUUCUGCUAGCGAAAUUCGCCGCCUCCAAGCCAUUGAAGUCGACAAAGUCGGUCCUCUUCUACGGGCACUACGACGUGGUCGAUGCCGAAGUAGAUUCAUCCAACAAGUAUCCAAAUUGGUACGGCGACCCAUUCAGUCUUCAGCCAUUGAACGGCUAUCUCUACGGUCGCGGCGUGACAGACAACAAAGGUCCCAUUCUCGCCGCCAUUUACGCAAUUGCAGACCUGGUACAACAGCAAUCCCUAUCCUGCAACGUAACACUUCUUCUCGAAGGGGACGAGGAAGCCGGCUCCCGUGGCUUCCGCAAAACAGUGCAGGCAAUACACGACACAAUUGGGCCUGUAGACUUUGUCCUCCUCUCCAACAGUUACUGGCUAGAUGACCACAUCCCGUGCCUGACCUUUGGCAUGCGAGGCGUCAUCCACGCCAGCGUCACCGUCUCCUCCAACAAACCCGACCUACAUUCCGGCAUGGACGGCAAGUCCGUACAGCACGAACCCCUGAAAGACUUGACCGUCCUUCUCGCUACACUCAUCGGUCCCUCGGGCACUAAAAUCACCAUCCCAGAUUUCUACGAGAGCGUCGAUGAACUAUCCGAAUCCGAAAUGCGGUCCUACAUGGCCAUCACAUCCGCCUUGUUACCAGGCCACUCCGAGAUCAAAAACGACAAAGGAUUCGCCCUUUCCCUGAUGCAACGCUGGCGGUACCCGAACUUGACCGUCCACCGCAUCGAAGUCCCAGAGGCCAAAACGGCAGUCACGAUCAGCGGAUCCGCCAAAGCCACGCUGUCGAUCCGCAUCGUCCCAUCCCAGACUGCUGAAGAGAUCGCUGAAGGGCUGACAUCAUACCUGCAAGACCAAUUCUCGAAGCUACAGAGCUCGAACACACUCGACGUAAGAAUCACGUCCCAGGCCGACCCCUGGCUCGGCAAUGUCAAGAGCGAGAUCUACACGGCUCUCAAAGAAGCCGUCACAGAGAUUUGGAAUCCUGAUCUUCCCGGCUCAUCCGGCCGCUCAUUCUCAUCGCUGACGCAGCAGUCACAAAACGCGAUAUCCAACACCACCAGCUCAUCUGAUUCCGGCACGAAGCGCUCAUCCCAUCGUCGUGCCUCGUCCCUUGCCACGACUGGAACAUUCACAUCGACGAAUUUGCCUAGAGAACCACUCUUCAUUCGCGAAGGAGGUUCUAUUCCGGCCCUAAGUUUUCUCGAACACGAAUUCGAUGCACCGGCCGCCAUGUUCCCCAUGGGCCAGGCUAGUGACAAUGCGCAUCUUGAUAACGAGCGGAUGCGGGUUGAGAAUCUUUGGAAGGGGAGAGAUGUGCUGAAGCAGGUUUUUAGUAAGCUCUGAACACGAGCAUUCUGUACUGCUUGUCACAAGGUAAUCAAAACGAUAGAUAUAUGGCUCGUGCCAUCGUAUGGUUCAAAGUAUUAAGGGGUUGU
This is a messenger RNA of Exophiala viscosa, 2893 nucleotides long. Its product is annotated as beta-Ala-His dipeptidase. Gene Ontology annotation, biological process: glutathione catabolic process; proteolysis. Lineage: Eukaryota; Fungi; Ascomycota; Eurotiomycetes; Chaetothyriales; Herpotrichiellaceae. Gene Ontology annotation, molecular function: protein binding; peptidase activity. Bases 30 to 2801 code for a protein of 923 amino acids. The transcript is spliced from 2 exons. The record is from RefSeq and is a predicted model, not a curated record.